UUUAUAGCGUGGUGUGGGAGACCUCAGGGAUUCGAGGAGUGGUCCACCCUGAGCUCUGCGUUCGAGGCUCCUGGGAGACAUCCGCCCUCUUGCACAAUGUGGACUGGGCUGUUGGGAGCCGUCCUGCUCCUCUCCGUCCACCGAGCGAUCGCAGCACCGGGCUUCCUUGUAACAUUUCCUGCAGUGAUUCCAGCUGACUCCCAGGCAAAAGUAUGCGCUAGUCUUCUUUACCCCAAUGAGACCUUGCACAUGAGUAUCUUCCUGAAGCUGGGGGACCACGCCACCCUGCUGCUGGAGAAGAAGACAAAUGAAGCCUUCUACCAAUGUUUUCACUUCCAGGCCCCUGCGGUGGAAAAAGAGUCCAUACAGAGCAUUAGGGUGGAGGUACGCGGGGAGUCAUUUCAGAUGAUGAAGGACAGCUCAGUCAUGUUCAAGCCCUACUCUGAAAUAACCUUCAUCCAGACUGACAAACCAGUCUACAAACCAGGACAGACAGUGCAUUUCCGAAUUGUCACUCUGGAUACACAGUUUGCCCCUGUCAUUCAGCUGUACAGCACUGUGGAACUAAGGGAUGUUCACCAAAACCGGAUAGGCCAGUGGACUAACGUAUCCACCAAUGGAAGGAUUCUGCAGCUUUCUCAUCCCCUGAGCUCAGAAGCACCAUUGGGCACCUACACUCUGUCUGCCGCUGUUGGUGAAACAAGGACACAGCACAGCUUCAAGGUCAAGGAAUAUGUUUUACCAAGGUUUGAGGUGAAAGUGAACGCACCAUCUGAGGUCAAUGUUGCGGAGUCCGAACUUAAAAUUGAAGUGUGUGGAAAAUACACAUAUGGGCAAGCGGUGCCAGGCAAGGCAGAGCUGGAACUGUGUCGGAACAAACCAUGGGUUUCAAUCAAUGAAAGACCUUGUCACACUCAAUCUGUUCAACUGGAUAAAAUUGGCUGUGGAUCUCAUGUCUUCAACAUGUCCUAUUUCCACAACCUCGACAGCAAUUUCCAAGGCACACUUGCCUUUAAUGCCAAAGUAGAGGAACAAGGAACUGGUGUUAUUCUGCAAGAAAGUGCCAAAGUACGUAUUAAUAAUACGAUUGGGAGAGUCAAAUUUGUCGAAACACCUUCGUUUUAUGACCCUGGAUCUAACAUUGAGGGAAAAAUCCAGGUGGUUGAUUUUAAGGAUUUGCCAGUGGUGGACAUGCCAGUCUACCUGUAUAGGGGCUACUGGAGCUCUGACGUGAUGCUGAAUCUCACAACCGACCAGCAUGGCAUGGCCUCAUUCUCUCUCAACAUGACAGACCAUAAUGAUCACCUGAAUCUAAGGGCAAGCUGCUAUGGACCCAAUAUUUUGCGACCCAGCUUUCAGAACAAGUAUUAUGAGGAUGCGAGACAGGCCAUUUCACCGCUACAGCCUGUAACUGUUCAGAGACCCUCAGUCAGCUCUGUGGUCCUGCAGAACGUAGAGCAACCUUUGGCAUGUGGGAAGGUGGCACAUUUUACUGGGAAGUAUGUUGUGGUUGGAGAAAAGGCUCAGGACAGUCCCCUGUAUUUUUUCUACCUGGUCAUGUCUAGAGGUUCCAUUGUUCAUCAUGGUAGUUUUUCAGUUGCUUGGCACGAAGGCCCCUUGCUGCAGGGUGAAGUAUCCUUUGAGCUGAUGGUGGACCCGGAGAUGAGCCCAGUGUUGCAGGUGUUGGUGUACUCAGUUUUACCCAGUGGAAAUGUAAUUGCUGGGAACAAGGAUUUCGAGACUGAGAAGUGCUUCAAACACAAGGUGUCCCUGGAAUUCUCGCCCCCGCGGGCUGUACCUGCAGAGCAGGGCACACUGAAAGUCACUGCACAGCCAGGUGCUCUGUGUGGGCUGAGCUCCGUGGACCAGAGUGUGUUGCUGUUGGAACCAAACAAACAACUUGAUGCUGACAAGAUUUUCAGUUUGUUACCGGUCCAAAAAACGACACACGUGCCAUACACCUUGAAGGACUCUGAAACCUGUCUGCAUGUGAGAACCAGACGUUAUGUCAUUCCACAUAGAAAUGAUGCUCUUCGUGUUUUUACGGGCUUGGGACUAAAGACUGCCACUAAUUUUUUCAUAACAAUGCCUCAUUGCCUGCUUUUCAAGGGACAGACAUACCAUUACACUCAACAUUAUGAUAUUGCAUUCAGCAGGCACACAGUAGGUUUAUCCGGGAGAGUGUUUGAUCCAUCACUGGAGCAUCAACCCAUUGAGACCGUGCGUACAUUCUUCCCUGAAACGUGGAUCUGGGAUCUUGUGGAAGUGGGGGAGUCUGGGUCCACGGAGGUCCCUAUCACCGUUCCAGAUACCAUCACUACAUGGGAAGCAGAGGCCUUCUGCUUAUCCCCAGUUGGUCUGGGCCUUGCCCCCUCUACGCAGCUUACAGUGUUCCAGCCUUUUUUCUUAGAACUCACUCUGCCCUACUCCAUCAUUCGCGGGGAGCGCUUUGAGCUGAAGGCAACUGUCUUCAACUAUCUGCCCAAGUGCAUCAUGGUGUUGAUGACCGCAGCACCGUCCUCCGACUACAAACUGGAACCUCACCCUGGCUCUCAGUAUUCCUCUUGCCUAUGUGCCAGUGAGACAAAGACAUUCCAAUGGGGUUUGGUUGCCUCGGCACUUGGAGCCGUGAACGUGACGGUGAGCGCAGAGGCAGUGCCGUCACAGACCGAAUGUGACAACGAGGUUGUAAGUGUACCGGAGAAGGGUCGCAUUGACAGGGUUACACGCGCCUUGCUGGUUAAGGCUGAGGGAAUGGAGAAGACUGACAGUCACAGCUGGUUGUUGUGUCCUAAAGGAGAGGAAAUCAAGGAAGAGGUGAAGCUGGAGCUCCCAGAGAACGUGGUGGAAGGAUCAGCCCGUGGUUCGGUUUCCGUUAUUGGAGACAUAUUGGGUCGGGCCCUUCAGAACUUAGAGGGACUGUUGGCCAUGCCUUAUGGCUGUGGGGAGCAGAACAUGGCUCUCCUGGCCCCCAAUAUCUACAUUCUGCACUACCUGGAAGCCACAGGCCAGCUCACUUCAGCCAUCAGUGAGAAGGCCACACCAUUCCUCAAGAGUGGUUACCAGAGACAGCUGAACUACAAGCAUCCAGAUGGCGCCUUCAGCACCUUUGGUACGGGAAGUGGGAACACCUGGUUGACUGCUUUUGUUGCCAAGUCUUUUGUCAAGGCACAGACAUUUGUUUUUAUUGACCCCACGAUUGUUGAGCAAGCACAGACAUGGCUUUUAAAAAAUCAGAAGCCAGAUGGCUGCUUUAACACUGUGGGGAAACUCUUCAACAACAGAAUGAAGGGAGGGGUAGCAGAUGAUGUGACCCUGACGGCCUAUAUCACCGCAGCUUUUCUGGAGAGCAAGACAUCACACUCCGCACUGAACAACAGCUUAGCCUGCCUGAGGUCAGACACCAGCUACUUGACCAACACCUACACCUCAGCCCUGCUGGCCUACACCUUUAGCCUUGCUGGAGACCAUGAGAAACGGGACGAACUGUUGGAACACCUGCACCGCCUGGCCUUGGAACAGGGAGGCCUCCUGCAUUGGUCCCAGUCAACAACAGAGAUGACCUUGUCUGUGGAGAUAAGUUCGUAUGUGCUGCUGGCAGUCCUCAACAAAUCUCCACUGACCGCUGAAGACAUGGGUUAUGCUGUCAGAAUUGUCCGUUGGAUGGCUGGGCAGCAGAAUUCAUACGGAGGAUUCUCUUCUACGCAGGACACGGUGGUAGCCCUGCAGGCGCUGGCGCUCUUCUCCACGUUGGCGCACACUUCCGAGGGCUCCAGCACAGUUACGGUGCAGUCCACUAGUGGAGAGCAGCACCGCUUCCUCGUUGACCAAGGCAACAGACUGCUUUACCAGGAGAGGGCUCUGAAGGACGUCACAGGGCAGUACAGCAUUGCAGUACAGGGCACUAGCUGUGCAUCUGUGCAGACAACCCUCCGGUACAAUAUCCCCACGCCGGCUGUUAAUUCCACCUUCAGUGUUGCUAUCAAUGUGAGCAGCGAGUGCAAGGGUGUCCCCCGUGGAGAAAAAGUGAUUCUCAAAUUUAGUGUGGAAUACAAUGGGUUGCUAGAAAGCACCAACAUGGUGUUAGUGGACAUAAAGGUGCUGUCAGGAUUUGUCCCGGAUCCACUGUCAUUGACUCAGCUAAAACGCUCUGAGCUGGUGGAGAGGGUCGAUUCUAAGGGUGAUCACAUUGAAAUGUAUCUGAAAGAGUUGACAAGAAAUAUACCAAAGUUCUAUAAACUCCAACUGCAACAGGAGCUCAAAGUAAAGAACCUAAAAGCUGCAGUGAUCAAGAUGUAUGACUACUACCAGCCCAGUGACUACGUUUUGACUGAGUAUUCCUCCCCAUGUGCUGACCAUGUUGGAAAUGAAGAAGAAUAACAAAAUAUAUACUGUGUAUCGCAAAAUCUCCCCCAAACUUUCAGUUUCACAACUGUAUUAAACUUAAGUACUUGGCAAAA
This is a messenger RNA of Scleropages formosus (Asian bonytongue), 4460 nucleotides long. Its product is annotated as alpha-2-macroglobulin-like. Bases 97 to 4380 code for a protein of 1427 amino acids. The transcript has 36 exons. The record is from RefSeq and is a predicted model, not a curated record. Gene Ontology annotation, cellular component: extracellular region. Gene Ontology annotation, molecular function: endopeptidase inhibitor activity. NCBI's taxonomy places the organism in Eukaryota, Metazoa, Chordata, Actinopteri, Osteoglossiformes, Osteoglossidae.